This is a messenger RNA of Bactrocera oleae (olive fruit fly), 8296 nucleotides long. RefSeq lists its product as uncharacterized. Gene Ontology annotation, molecular function: protein binding; transcription corepressor activity. Gene Ontology annotation, biological process: negative regulation of transcription by RNA polymerase II. The record is from RefSeq and is a predicted model, not a curated record. Gene Ontology annotation, cellular component: nucleus. NCBI's taxonomy places the organism in Eukaryota, Metazoa, Arthropoda, Insecta, Diptera, Tephritidae.
AAAAAGACAUAAUAGUGAGCAGUAUAGAUAUAUUGUGAAUCAAUUCCCAUUACCCAUGUGUUAAAGAGAGAUGCAAACUCACACGCAUGCUUUUGUUUACAUCAGGUUUUGCACAAGGCUCUUAAGAAAAUGAAAGGAACUUUGUUCUGCCCGCUGACAAAAUUUUUUCAGCUGUGACUGUCAUAUUACCGGUCAGAUGACUGUCACUGUUCUUGUAGGUAUCUGAAGCAAAGCGAAGAAAAAGGUGAGUGAGUCAGCCACUAGAGUGUAGUAGUUAAGAAGUUUGGAUGUAUUGCAACCUAAAAGCAUUUUAUUGACUUUAUAAAGUGGUAAUCAUAAUUUAUUGGAAAUGUUUAUUGUUUUCGAGACUAAACAAUUUCUCAACCCUGACUAAUCUCACAUUCACUACGUAUGACACUGUUGCAUUUAUUUCGUACUCUAUUGAUUGCAACUUAUAUUCAAUUUAACUAUAUAAUAUUGGUAUUUUUAUUUUUGGAAAACUGUCACAAUUAUUUUAAAAAAGUCUAAUAUUUUAACAGAUAAUAAUAUUGCAAUAGUCCUCUAGUUAAAGUUCAUCUUAAUUAUGUACAGUUUUCAAUGCCAAGUUCGAACAGGGUUGUACGGUUUGGAUGUACGGAAAUGUACAUUGGUAACACUGUUGUCAUUUUCAUUUUUAUAUCUCGUCGUCGUUGUCUCGUUUGGGGAAAAUGAAGCAGUGAUUUUAAGAAAAAAAUUAAGAAUAUUAUGGAUUCAAAUAGACAUCACGAAGUAAUUGAUGGAAAUGACGAAAGACGAAGUGCAAUGUAUUUUACUAGAGGAAUCGAUGAUGGUCGAACAAAUACUGAAUAUUAUUCGCAUGAGAGAGUUAAUAAUAAGUCUUGCGUGUGCCCAAACAUGUCAAAUAAUAUUACGUGCAAUGCAUGUCCCUCGACAUCAGAUGGAACUUGGAAUUCAGAACACUCUUUAAGAGUAGAUUUUCAAAAAUCAGGUUCAUCGCGAGAUAAAAUUAAUCAAAAUUUAUUAUAUCCUCACGACGGCAGGCAAUUUUUCCAUUCAAAUGGCGACGUAUCUUAUGGUACAGAAGUAAUCCCUACCAACAGAAGUAUUGUAGGAUUACAGCAUGAAAGAAAUUCAGUGUCUAAUAAAAGUUGUGCCUUGGAGUCGAAUUAUAAUUUCGAGCAACAACUUCAGCAUCAACAAUCUCACCACCAACUGCAGCCGCCAAACCUUAUACAAAUGCAAACGCAUACGAAUACAGCCAAUAUAACAAAUUUACCACCUCACCAACUACAACAAAACCAUCAUCAACAUAUACGUGCAAUAAGUAAUUAUCCUAAAGAGAGUAUUUAUGAUGAUAUAGUGGGUUACCAUACAUCGGUUCCUGACCAAGGGUCGACAAAAGCAACAAUAUACAGUGAGGUUAUACCAAGUCAAAAGUCAGUUGCAACAACAAUGGACUUAAUACACAACAGCAAAAUGGAUCCCAGCAAUAUUGUAAAUCCAAGUAACUCAUUAGCCUUGAAGGAGCAGCAAGGAAGUCCGAACUAUGCCAGAAAAUGUCCCCAAAUUUUUGUACACAGCGAUCACAACAACGUGCACACAAGUCAUCAGAGCUUAUAUAUGUCGACACCACAAUUUAGUUCGGAUAAGUUCAGUAAUAUUCAUGCGCAAAGGAAAAUUGUACAUGAGUCGGAACUUAAAGUUCAUGGAUAUGUUACUGACAUGAAGAUGAACGAAUUACAAAUGCCUUCUUAUAAUAAUUAUUCACAGCAUGUUAGUGGUAACAACUAUCAUCACAGUAUCCACGAGACUACAGUACAACAGUCGCAGUUAAAUCCUCAGCAUCAAGAACCAUUAUUGACCAAUGUCAAUCCACAUUUGCCUCGAAACCAUAGCUAUUAUAUGCAAGGUGCCAAGACCCAAGUAUCUACCACUGCAGAAAGGGAACCGAUUACAACAAAACAGAUGCAAAUUACAAGUCAGUAUUCAAAAAACCAGAAAGCCUUACCAUCACACUCCCAACUGCAUUCAUUAUCACUUCCCCAUCAACUAGCGAAGACACCGGCUCAUGAUAUAGUGUUUAAAAAUAAAGAAGUAAUUUUUAGCGACUCAAUGCCUCAUCAAACUAGUGGUUUAUAUGCUAAUCCAUAUAAAACGUCUUCGCCUUUGGAUACCUGUUGUAAGGACGUAACUUCGCCUUAUGACAGUAUAACUAAUAGCUUUAGUGAAAAUAAUGUACAGCAUGUUUAUUUUAAAUACGGUAAAAUAGCAAAAGAGACAAUAACAAAAACAAAUUUCUGUACGGAAAAUCAAAAUACUCCUCCUCCUACUCCUGUUCGCCGCUCGUCUGGAUAUAAAGAUCAACCAUACUUUUAUGAAGCACAGCAUACAAAGCAUGAUAAUAAUGCGCAUAUUACAAAUUACAUGUCGCCAUCUAUUGCUGUGGCAGCUUCACCGUCACCAUCGCACACAACGCCGCCAUCUCACAUACAAAUGCAACACACAAGCCUAACACCACAGAGUCAAUCGCAAUCACCAUCGAAUUAUACACAAAUGUAUCGUCGACAUCACAAUCAAAUUGAAACUAAUCGGUCGUCCGGGCGUACACAUCAGGAAAGCGCCGCAGUUCAUCCAAGUCCGAAUUAUUGUGGUUAUGAACGACAUUCCCAGAAUUCCAAGCCACUGUCUUCUCAUUCGGUGACUGUACAAACUUUAUCACAGGCACAAUCAAUAGAUCCACAAAUGCAACCUAAGCAAAUUUCACACCUAUCGAACCAAGGUCCAAAACAAAAUAAUAUAAAGAAAUCUCAAGUUCCAAAAACCAAUUACAGAGAACUGAUAAACCAAGUAGUCGCAAUGAGAAGUGCUACAUCGGAAAAAGAAUUGGAUUUACAGAUCAUCAAGAAAGCCCUAAAUUCUGCGUCUGGUCAGACUGGAGCUUCACCUGUGGACAAAUUAUCUCAAACCGGGGCAGAUAUAAACAACGGCUUUUUACCACUACCCAUUAAUACCUCUUUGUCUAAGGACUAUGGGGCUGGUGUAAUAGAAAAUGGGAUUUUAGCGGAAAAUGCACCCACAUCUACACACAAUAUGACAAAAGUUUGUAAAGAUUCAACGUUGUCUGAAUUGCAUAAGACAAUUAAAAUAGAAGAGCCGUUAACACCAUCGCCUUUAGAUUUAUCGAUGCGUACAGUUAAAACGAAAGCUGAUUCUACUGAGUAUCGAUAUAAUCAAGCCAUUUUAAUAAAUCCCCAAGCUGAUUUCAAGCACACCCUGCCAAGGGUAGAUUUCACGCCAAAUUUUUCACUACACGCAGAUGUGACAUCAAGGGAGUCUAAAAUAAUAAUAAGUCAACAGAAUGAACAAUUUUAUAAUUCAUCUGAGGUUACAAGGCCAGUAAUAGUGCCGGUUGACUCCAAGGUGAUUGCAGCACAACCAGAAAUAAAAAAGAGUUCGAAGCAAUUUCCCUCUGAAUAUUCAUCUAAAGUUUGCACGAUCACACCUCGGAUCGGCCCAUCUGCUAUCAGUACCCUGAAGGAAACUUCUAUGGCAAUUAACACAUCUGAAAAAAGCUUACCAAUAUGUCAGAUGCGUCCCAGCGUUGUAGAAACAAAUCCUUUUGCGACGGUGAAAACAAUAAAAUCUAAAACAGUUCCAGUGAUUGGUAGUAAUGUGCCUGCAACAGCCGAACACUUUAAACUAGCUACUAAUAUGGGUAGAGUAUCGCAAUCGAUUCAGUCAACUAGUUCUGAAUUUACUUUUUCGCCAGCUUUUUCCGAUGGGGUUAUAAAAGCCGCUAAUUCCAUGUCUUCAGUUGAUAUCAAUCCUUUAUCCAAUACAAUAGCUCGAGAUCAGCGAAAUCGUAAUUAUCUUGGUCGUAAGCGCCAUCUUCAAGAAUACUCAAAUUCACAACGUACUGAACCCGUCGUUAAGCAACAAAGAUAUCAGGAACAUAUCGGCCAACCAAACGCUGUAUUAACACCUACAAUUUCCACUUCAACGGCGGUCAUAGCAAUAAAUGAUCGAAUAGUAAAUGAGGAAAGAGGACUAGAUGUGAAAACGGUGGACAAGUCAAUACAUGCCGAAAUUGUUCCAUGCUGUCAAAAGGAAAACACCAUAAUUGUUAAUAACAAUGUACCUAUUUGCAAGAUAGAGCCACUAACGCCGACAAUGGAUACUCCACCGCCAACGGUUCCACAACCAGUUCCAAUUGUACCAAUAAAAACGGAAACAAAUUUAAUAAUUGCAGCCCGCAUUAGAACUAAAGCGGAACUGAAAGGUUUUACGUUCAGUACACCAAUAAACGUACCCGGUACUAUUAAAGAGUCCAUUAAAAUAAAAGAAGAACCAAGUAUUUGUUCAACUCUUAACGCCGAACUACCGUCCAUUCCGGGUCUAGACGAAAAGUACGAUUUGAUUGAUAUUAUAGAUUGCAAUUGGAAUAGUAAAUGUACUGAUUUUAUGGAACAGUUGCUUACAAGUUCACGAAACAUUCAUGCCAAAUGCCGAUUUGGAAGUGUGAAUAUGGAUAUAAGGGUAGAGAAUCAAAAAUCUUCAAAUGACAUUAAAGAAUUAGAAACAAAAGACACAACUAUAGGAAAUAACACAUCAAACGUUAGCAUUGAAUCGGCAGAAAGCAGUAAAUCGUGUGAUAUAACUGACGUAAAGGUCGAAAGUACCAUGACGGGGGAACGUUUUACAGGUAAAUCGCCGGAAGUCCAUUCCUCACAGUCAAAUAAUGUCAUUAUUCAGAAAAAGAUAAGUAAACACGAUAGGGAAAAAAUGAGAUUACUGCAAGAAAAACGUAUUGCUGCUCGUUUGCAAGUGGACAGUAGCUCGGAGAGUGACAAUGAAAUUAUUAAAAGAAAAUCCGAUCGUUCGAAGAAACCACUAAAGAAAGUUAAAACCCGGCAAAAUAAUAACACUAAUACAAAUCAGUUUUCUGACUGCGGUUGCGACUCUUCAGAGAGUAAUGAUUAUAAUGACUGCAAAAAUCUUACUACAAAAACAUCUGUUCAAGAAAAUGAUGAAAAAGACAUACAGGCAAAUGUAUCGUCAAAACUACAUAAUUUGCAGGAAGCAACGACGUUAUCGAAUUUAAAAGACAAGUGCCAAAUUAAUGCUAUUAAAAAUAUCCACUCUGUAUCAGAUAGAUCAAAAUCUCCCGAUGAUGCGCAAAAGUUAGUCAGGAAGAGUAUUAGGGAAAAGGAAAUAUAUAAUACAAAUAUUAAAGAACAAAUAGAGAAGAACAAGGCGAUAACGUCGAUGCAAAAUAAUUCUAAAUGUAAAGAAGACAUCGAAGAAAAAAAAGGUGAAAAAAAACCAAAAGUGCAUUUAAUGGUAGGGUUAAAUACAAUGACCCGCUCCAAGCAGAAACGGGAAAUGGAACUGCAAUUGGCAAAUAGUAAAGUAUUGCGAAAUGAUAAAAUUAUUCGUAAUUCCACCACCAAAAUUAAGUCAAUCAAACGAAAAUAUGUACGGAAAUUCGCCAAUAAUCAGAGCUCUACAUUGACAGUUUGCAAAGAGCUUUCGAAGAAGCAGUGUGAUCGCGAACUUUCAAUGCGUUUGCGUUCUAGAAAUGAGAAGUCCGUGAAAAGUGGCAAAACUGAAAAAGUACCUGGUUCCAGUUUUAAGAAAUUUAAUAAGGCAGCGUUGGCCAUUGACAAAAGUAAUAUUCAAAAUAGCAAGCCUAAAGAUAAAGAACGUCAAUUGCUUUUGGAAGCUUACCGUUAUAAACGUUCGCUUAAAAUUCCUCCCAGCUUAAUUACUAUAGAUCAUUCGCACAAUCUGAAAAUGGCCUCUUCAUUGCCAGAUUUAGAGCGUGAACAAGAUCCCUUACUAUCUAAUACCAAUAGAAGUUCUAAAUUUGCGAAAUCCAUCGAGAGGUUGCUUCAAAAGUCAACACCGAAUAUCAGCGAAAAGUCCACAUUAACUACUAAAACACAACAAGAAGAACAACUGUGUCGUGAAAGACGGUCAAUAAUUGAUGUGCUGCAUUCCCGUGUUAUAAAUACAAGCGUUGCUGCUAGUACAAAGCUCAAAAAUAAAAAAAAUGUAAACCAUUAUGGUGUUUCGAGCCAAGUUCAUAGUGAUGUUUCACACAGUGCAGAAUCGAGUUCAGUUACGGAGCUCUUUUCUAUACCUGUGAAAAAAGAGCAUGAUGAAGAAUCUAGUGACGGAAAGAAACGGCACUUUAGCAUUUUUGAAACAACUGUGUUGAAAACUAAAACACGAACAGAGUCUAAAAUGCAACAACGAAAAGAGAUUAUUCGAGAGAUUUUCGUAGGCGAUGAUCGACCAGCAUCUGCUCCACCGGAAAUAAUAUCCCAAAUGUCAGAUGGCAAUGACAAAAUGACAUUCGAACAGAAAUACGAACAAUUCUUACAACAAUUAAACAUUGUCAUAAACGAUUCUGUUACGAUCGGAGUUUCUGCAACAACUUCGACAGCGAAUCAACAUAUUAAAGAUAAGGAAGACACCUUGGCGAGUAUUGGUGUACCUGAAACCCACGAUAAUAAGUCACUAAACUCAAAAGUUGCUAAUAGAUCCACCCUUGAAAUAGAUAAUAUAACAUCUGGAUUUAGAAGACGACGACCGGGAAAGUAUCUGCGACGUAAAGGAAGCUCCGGGUUUGAUUACAUACGUAAAAAAAAGAAAUCUAAUUCAACUCUAUCCGGGAACCAGAGUUCCGUACAAAAUUUGCAAAUGUUAGCCAAAGUAGAUAGAAAAACGGAAGAAGAAAAAUAUGAAAAAAAAGUGAAGACCGAGAGUGAUGUUUGCCGUGAAAUAAAUAAAUGGGUGCUAAACAAAAGCGUUGGCCAAAGUGCAAUGCAUAAAGCAGCACGUCUAGGGUACAUAGAUGUUGUUGUUUACUGCUUGGAUCGUAUGGGUAUGAAUCCAGAUCAGAAAGAUAAUGCUGGUUAUACACCGCUACAUGAAGCUUGUACCAAAGGUUGGCUUGAGAUUGCUAGAACACUCUUGCAGUACGGUGCGAAUCAUUCAGAAGCGGCGCAUUCGGGCAUACGACCGUUGCACGAGGCAAGUGAAAAUGAUCACGAAGAAAUAGUACGGUUACUGCUUUCUUAUGGUGCUGAUCCUUUGCUCGCUACAUAUUCAGGUCAAACGCCUUUAAUGCUGGCUGCAAGCACUGCUAUGAGGAAUCUUCUAAACAAUCAUUUAAGUGAUGUACAAAAUGUAGAGGCAGAUAAAAAACCCUGGCGUUUUAGAGGACCAUGGGAGAUUUUAGAUUCGUCAAUAUAUGGUUAUGAUAUAUUCGGAGGAGCGCCGAAUUUUACUUGUGAUAUGAGCAGAGCUCUUAGAAAAAGUUCAGUAUCUAAUUCGAUAACGAACAAAAAACAAAUAAAUUCAUUUGUAGAGGUGGGCAAUAAUUGUAAGACUAAAAUGGAAAAUUGUGCAGUAGUGCUUGACAAUAUUGAUCGAUUCAACUCCGUUCGAUUGUACAAUGACAACAAACCGGAAAUAUUAGUAGAGAAUUCGGACAGUGAGGGUGAAAUGUUUGAAUUUGAAGAAGCUGAUAUUUUACUACCACCCUUAUAUUUACUCAAAGAUGAAGGAACUGACAAAUGGGUUUUAUUGAGUGAUUUGUGCAAUUUACUAAAAGUCAAAUCUAAAGAUACACUUUUAAACAAGAUAUAUCCACCAUCUUCAUCAGCAUCUUCCGCCCACAAAAGUCUGAUGAGGGAACUUAAGAUGUCAGAUUUCUUGGAAAGAGCAACGUGUUUGCAACUUCUAUGCGCUGGGGAAAAAAUAAACAUUUGCUCUUCAAAGGUUGUUUUAAUUAAAUACAACGAUAGCGUUCGAAAUUUAUUAGGUGUAAAAACAAUAUUGAUGAAGUUUUAAAAAAGAAUUAAAUAAAUUAUGUAUAAAGAACGUGAUACCAAGGUGCUAUACGGAAAAGUUAUUGAAAGAAGUGUAGAUAACCAUCAUAGUUAUGUAUAUGUGUUGUAAUAUAAAAGGGAGAUAAUCAGUGAUUAUGAAGAUUAUAAAGAUUGUGACGAAAACAAAAAAGCAUAUUAUUGUAAAUGUAUUUGUAAGAAAUAGGCUAUAAAAAUUAUGUUUAUGACCAACAUUAAUUAUAAAAGUGCAUAAUAUUUUCAUAAUAUUAAAGAGGGUAGUUUUAAUACAAUGUGUAUUCUAAUUUUUAUUAUAAAAAAUAACAGUUAAUUAAACAUACAAAGAUACCAAACCUAGUUUAUCUGUGUUCACAAAAAUAACUAGACGUGAAAUAAAAAGGUGGCGUUACUACCUAUAUAUAUAUAUAUAUUAUUUAAAUAUA